Hymenoscyphus albidus is the source of this 2911-nucleotide messenger RNA. The record is from the annotation of a GenBank genome assembly. Lineage: Eukaryota; Fungi; Ascomycota; Leotiomycetes; Helotiales; Helotiaceae.
CCUGCCUCACAGAUGACUUCGAAUCGUACUCCUCAUUGAGACUUUCUGGAAUUCUCCCGUCAUCAUUGUGGACUCGUACUCGUAGAGGAGGUCGGUAGAAUCAGAAUCGGGACUCGGGACGAAGCUUUAUGCUAAGCAAUGUCGGCCGAAAGCUUAUGAUCCGAUAGCGAGUUAGUCAGACUGAUGAGGUAACCGGUUUCCUGCAUUGCAUCUUUAAGCCUGAAGCAUUGGGCUGCUGGUGAGGCAUUUGUGUGCGGUUGUCAUCUUCUUCCUCUCUCUCAAAUUAGAGUUAGAUGGUGCCUUUUUCCAGUAGUACCAGUCUUAAGCCAGUCGAGCCAGUACACCACUUGCAGAUUCAGGCGAGUGACGAUCCGGGGUGGAAUGGGGAUUUUGGCGAGGAUCCGGGCGGAUGGUGGAGGUGGAGGUGAAGGUGGUGGUGGAGUUGGAGUGGAGUUGGAGUGGAGUGGGAGGAACGCGCUGGCCAAUAAUGUACUUGGCUUGGCCGUCUGGGUGCUGGGAGAGGUGGAAGGUUUUGGCUUGAAAGUGCUUUACUCGUACAGUAGUAGACGCAGCCUCUCGCGACUCGACGAUGUUUGUUCUCUUUCAGCGCCUUUAAAUCUUGGCGCCCACACCCAGGAGCUCCAAGACUCCCCAAGGCUUCCUGCCAUUCACUCGACAUUCAUUGAUUAUUCACCUCCAUCUCAUGGUGCAACCGACGUCACGGUCACACUCACUUGCCGCUUGAGAUACGGUACCUACAAGUAGGCACCCAACGACCGAUCGCAUUCAUGUUGUUCAUCGCAUUCAUGUUGUUCAUCGAUCACUAUAACUUUGGCGCCCUUCCCUAGACAUCCCUCCCUCCUCUCGACACUCUCUCCCUGCGACGGGACUGGAUUGGGCUCAAUUGGCUUGAUAUCUGCCAUGGAUGACCGCACCAGAAACCAAGACGAGGAUACCAUGCCGUCCGUUUCUGGGACCAAUGACCCUGAAAGGAACAUUUCGACCAGAAGAAGCGAUGAGAAACGUCCCACAAGUACUCACGACCACGAAGACAAUCAUGCGACGGAGUGUAAGCGCGAUGCCAAUGGUCUGCCCCUCGUUCCACAGCCAAGUCGCUUCAAGGACGAUCCCCUGGUUAGUAUUCUCCAAUACACCACAGACAACUUAGACCUCAUGAGAACUAUAUCUAAUUCGAGAUCUGGGUAGAAUUGGCCUUCAUGGCUCAAAUGGGCGGUAUUGAUUCAGGUGGGAAUGAUGGCCUUUCUAGGUCCAUAUAAUGCAGCCUUGAUAAAUCCCAGUCUGGUCCUCCUUAGCAAGGCAAUGAAGGUCGAUGCCAAGAUUGCAGCAUACUCUACUACAACGGGCAUAAUAAUGGGAGGAAUAUCGCCUUUUUUCUGGACGCCCCUUACAAAUUACUAUGGACGUCGACCCAUUACACUUCUCGCCAUUUUAAUUACCCUUAUGGGCGGUGUUGGCUCUGGAGCCUCGCCGAAUUUUGAUGCGCUCCUUGUAACUAGAGCCUUGUGCGGCUUCGGAUUUGGGGGAAUGAUGUCUGUGGGAACAGCAUGCGUAAAUGAUAUAUUCUUUCUCCACGAGAGAGGUGAAAAGACAGGCGUGUACUCCAUCUUCAUUGUGAAUGGGGCACACGUUGCUGCAUUGAGUAAGUACUUCUUUCCAAUCCGUUUCUUCUAUUUGUGGGUCGUACUCACAAAUGUCCAGUCGGUGGAUUUCUUGGUGAAGCAGCUGGUUGGCAAUGGGACUACUAUCUGGGCGCUCUUUCGACGGCCGUUUCUCUAAUAGUCGCUCUCUUCCUAUUUCCAGAAACCCUCUUUUCUCGCGAUCCCGAAUUUCUUAGUAAUCGAACCCACGAAAGAACUUGCAUGCAAAUGCUAUUUUCCUUUCGAGGUAAUAUGAUACCAGGUCGUAAAUUACGUUCAUCCGACUUUCUCCAAUCCUUUAAAAUGCUUCAAUACCCUUCCGUCCUCUUUCCAUUUUGGUAUUAUACCUGGGCAUGGACCUUUAUCAACGUAAUGCCAGCUAUAAGCCUUGCCUACAUCUACACCAAAUUCUACAAUUUCAAACCAGGUCCAAUUGGAGCCUGUCUCGGAAUUUCUCUAUCCAUUGGCUCCAUCAUAGGAGAAGUCUUCGCCGGAAGAGCAAGUGACUGGAUCAUGUACAAAAUGGCCCUUCGCCACAGCGGAAAACGCAAGCCCGAAUUCCGACUCUACCUCCUCCCCCUCGCGGCCCUCACCAUGCCCUUAGGCCUCAUAAUCUUCGGCGCCACCGUCGGACGAACGACCUAUAUUCCUCCACUCGUCGGUCUCGGCGUCGGGGUCUUCGGCCUGCAAAUCACCAGCACCUGUCUCUACGCCUACAUCUCGGAUUGCUACAAGCCGCAGACUCCUGAGUCGGGCGUCUUGUUCAAUCUCAGUCGAGGACUCAGUUUCGUGGUGGGAUACUUUGCCCUGCCCUUUGCGGAUAAGGUCGGCUACUUUUGGGCGUGGUUUACGUUUGCCGGGGUGCAGACUGUGUUUUUUGUGCCGAUUGUUGGGCUCAUGAUUUGGGGCGAGAGGUGGAGGUGGAGGUUGGGGGAGCCGAGUUUUCAUCGGUUUCUUUGAGUUUUUUGUUGGAGGGGUUUUAAAAGGGAAUGGCGUAUGGCGAAUGGUUUUUGGGGGAGUUUUCAAUGGGUUCUAUGAUGUUAGGAUGAUGGGACACGCUAUUUUACGGGACGGAGUAAAAGUUGGAUACUGAUUUAUUUGGGAUUUUUCUGGAUAGGUCUUUGGGUUUCUGGGGGUAAGGCUUCGGUAGGGAUGUUGGGAAACCAAAGGCUGGCUAUCUAGAUGAUCAAAUAGCUAAUGAGAUUCAACAUUUUAUAUCAAAUCAAGUUAAGCGAGGAGAUGUGUGGGUCGCU